AUGGAGUCGAGGGGUAACUCCGAGAGCCGUCGACUCAUCUCGUGCUACGUGUUGUGCGCGCUGCCUCCUACCCGUAUCAUCGAGGCGGAUUUCACUGGUGAAUACGAUCCUAGCCAACGCUCGCGGGUCAUCUUGAUAAGUGAAGCUCCGGAGGACACCAUGUCAGAUACACCACCAGCCAACGAUCCCACUUCAGGUUACUUCCUUGAUACAAACCCGACAGAAGUCAGACGACUAGAUGAGCAGUAUCUCUUCGUCAAGGCCGUCUUCGACAAACCCUCUUUCUUCCCUUCCCCAGUCGACCCUACAACGGUGCGCCGCGUGCUGGAUGUUGCGGCUGGAACUGCGGUUUGGGCCCUGGACCUCGCCGACCAGCCAUUCGCGUCUUCGCUUGAGCUAUUUGCGUCCGACAUAACGCUUGCCAAAUUCCCUUCCCCGGAUAUCCUGCGACGCGCAGGUAUAACUGCUUUCGCGCAGGACUUGACGAAGCCGUUUCCGGAUGAGAUGAAGGGAACCUUUGAUGUGGUCCACGCGGCUGCACUCGUAUUCGCACUGAAUCCAGACGAGUGGGCCAGUAUGCUUCGCAAUGUUUACGAUGUUUUAGCCCCUGGAGGGUAUCUGAUUCUGACCGAAUCGGACGGCCUACUCUACAGUGCGGGCGAAAGUCCUCCACCGGAUGGCGUAGCGCACGACGUCGAGAAGGGGAUGAACGGAUCCAGCACGAUACAUGCCAUGAACAACAUCUUGGUCGGACUUGCGCUCCAACGAGGGUAUAUCAUCGGUCUCUCAUAUCGCUUGAAAGACUUCUUAUCCAAUGCAGGCUACUCCAUUCUUUCUCGGCAACGCGCCAUAUGUCCUUUGGGUGGGUGCACUGAAACGGUUCAGAGUGUACGCGGGAACUCCUUACUGCGCUUUCGCCAAUCCUCGGCGAACAACCUGAACUCCCAACUCGACGGCGUCACUCGCUGGCUGCUUGAGAAAGGAGAGCUAGAAGCGCCCAAGGGCAUUCCCAUCCGCUCCGAGGAAGAGAGGCUGUCAUUCGUGGAGGACGUUCGGCGAGCCAUGGAUAAAGGUGCAUCUCUGGUUGGCUCGGAAUGGGUAGCGCAGAAGCCAGUCGUAUGA
Peniophora sp. CBMAI 1063 is the source of this 1122-nucleotide messenger RNA. The record is from the annotation of a GenBank genome assembly. NCBI's taxonomy places the organism in Eukaryota, Fungi, Basidiomycota, Agaricomycetes, Russulales, Peniophoraceae.